Messenger RNA from Triticum aestivum (bread wheat), 1424 nucleotides. RefSeq lists its product as uncharacterized. The transcript is spliced from 2 exons. The coding region runs from base 1 to 885 and encodes 294 amino acids. The record is from RefSeq and is a predicted model, not a curated record. Lineage: Eukaryota; Viridiplantae; Streptophyta; Magnoliopsida; Poales; Poaceae.
AUGGCCGCCGCGCAGCGCUACCGCACCCGACUGUUUGUGGCGGCGCCGGACGACGGUGAAGGAGGCUACCUCCUCUUCAGCCUCGACCUCAACUGUCUCUUCUCCUCCCAGGAGAAACCGCAACCCCAGCCCGACGUCGACUGCCUGCCGCCGCCGCUGCUCAGCCUGCCCGACCCCGUCGCCUGCUUUAGGAGAAUCCACUCCAAUGAGUAUAUGGUGUUCUCGGACUCUCCGUGCGGCGACCUCAUUGCCGGCAUCGGCGCCAACGGACGGACCCUGCUCUACGACGGCGCCGCCUUCACCCGCGGCCCCGACAUGAUCUCCCCUAAGCGUUUCGUGUUCUUCCUAGUCCCCGUGCGCUGCCGCAUGUUCUUCGCCAUCACCGCCUACCCCGAAUACGACUCGGGACCCCGGUUCGAGGCUCUCCAGCAGCAGCCGAGCCCUGGCGACGGCAGCCGCUGGGCCUGGAGCGCCGUCCCGGACCCGCCGGGCCUCGCCUGCCGCCCGGCGGAAGUCAAGGCCUACUUUGUGUCGGGUGCGCGCGUCUGGGUCUCCGUGCGGUACCAGGGCACCUACUCCUAUCACACGGCGCGCCGCCGGUGGCGCGCGGAGGGUGCCUGGGAGCUGCCCAUCUACCGGAGGGGCGUGCUAGUUUCGGACUUCCUCGGCACCGGCCGGCGGCUGCUCUUCGGCUUCCGUGCUUUAGAUAAGUAUGACAAUGAGAAUCCCUUCUGCGCCGUCGACAUGGACGCCAGUCCGCCAACGGUCGUCGCGACCUGGCCGGAAGCAUGUCCUGCUAAGCAGCUGUGGCGCGCUGGAUAUGGAACAUGCGGGCAAAUGGGCCAGGUCGGGUACUAUGAGGUGGUAGGUUUUGCCUCUGGGUAACCAAUCACGACAACACCAAGAAGCAGCGACGCAGCAUUCUCAGUUUCAUGGCUGUUCAGCUCUCCCGGGAGCUGCUCCUGCUGGAGCGCCAACUCGGCGACUACAUGCUACCCCUAAGCUCACGCCAUUUUGGUUCUGAUGUAAUAAUGUAGCCAACUCAGAACAGACUAGGCAAGUAGGCAAAGAUACCCUGCUCGGGCGACCGGUGGUGUGGGGCUCCAAUUCUACUCAAUUUUUUUUCCACCAUAGCGGAAUGGAUCAAGCUUUGGCAUAGAUUCUUGUUGUCUUCUUGGGUGGCGAGGCUAGGCUUUCUCGCCGUCCGAGCGGACAGCCAGAUUUGUGUGAGACACUUUAGAUCAUUUCAAGGUUUGAUGGUGACGGUUGCAACUCUGGACAUUUUGGUACUUAGAGUGCCUAUCCUCCUGGGUCUCAACUGUAAUAAUAUAGUCAACUCACAUUUUGCCCAUCAACCCUCAAAAAGGUGAUUCAUCAAUUGUUUUCCCUCGUGGUCUAUCCUACUGGGUCCCCAUCUCAUCCCU